Messenger RNA from Gossypium raimondii (Peruvian cotton), 3240 nucleotides. Its product is annotated as protein GAMETE EXPRESSED 2. Gene Ontology annotation, molecular function: actin filament binding. The coding region runs from base 1 to 3240 and encodes 1079 amino acids. The transcript is spliced from 16 exons. The record is from RefSeq and is a predicted model, not a curated record. Gene Ontology annotation, biological process: actin cytoskeleton organization; pollen sperm cell differentiation. Lineage: Eukaryota; Viridiplantae; Streptophyta; Magnoliopsida; Malvales; Malvaceae.
AUGGCGGCCAAAUUUCACUUCAUAUUAAUUUCAACCCUCACAUUACUCUUAGCUUCUUCUGCAGAUGAAGCAGCAGUACCAAAGUUUGCAUUCAGUUGGUUGGAUGACAAGGAUACAUUCAAAGCUGGGGAAACUGCCACAAUCAAAAUCAAAGUUCUGGGAAAUUUUGAUAGUAAAGGAAACGCUUCACUUGAUAGAACUGCUUUUAAGCCUUUAGUUACAGUGAAUGGGAAGACAGGGAAUAGUUCUUAUAUAUCUGGUGUUUUUCUAGACAUUGAUGGUGAUCCUAGUACUUGGCAAAUUGUUUUUAUCCCAAUUCUUGCUGGCAUAUUUAAUGUGAUCCUCAAUGAUGACCCUUUCAAAGUCAUGGAUUCAUCUCUCCAUUUCACUGUUGAAUCAGGGCCAAUGUACCCUUCUGCUAGUGUUGCUUCAUGGUUAGGGUUCUUGAAUGAAUUUGAAGCUGGUUCAAAGGCUCCAGUUUUGAUUCUUCCUAAAGAUGCAUUUGGCAAUAAUGUAACUUCAAUUGAUGAAGAACUGAGUUCUUAUAACAUCUCAGUGACUGCUCUCCAUGAAAAUGGUUCCAUUGCAUGUUUGCUGAAUAUUACAUCCAAGGCCUGGAAUGAAUUUGGUUAUAUCAUAGUGGAGUUUAUAGCUGUUAAAGCAGGAAAGUUCUUAUUGAACAUCCAAGGGGCAAACCAGACCUUGAAUGGCUCUCCAUUACCAUUCAAGGUAAAUCCAGGACCUUUAGAUGUCUCCAAUUGUAUAGCCAAGUGGAAAUUUGAAUUCAAUGCAUGGCAAAUCUUUUCCAAGAUGGAAAUACUUAUCUACCAACAAGAUCAAUGCGGGAACCUUGUUCCAGGCUUGUACGAAUUUGACGCUGAUGUUAUCGAGAGUGAUACGAAUUUGUCUAUACCUGUAACGGAUUUGCAGUUCGAAGAAGUAGAACCAGGGGUUCAGCUGUUUUCUUUCAGCAUGUCUAAAGCGGGGAACUUCUUGCUCACCAUUUCUGAUAUGAAGCACAACAAAAGCAUUUCCUAUAUGCCAUAUGCAUAUACCGUCUUUGUAGGUUAUUGCGAUGGAUUCAAGAGUAUCAUCAAUGGGACUGGUUUAAAUACUUCUGUUGCUGGGGAACAGGCAGAGUUUUCGGUUUAUUUACGUGAUGCCUUCGAAUAUCCCUCCCCAGUGGAAGUAGAAAGACUUCGAGUAGAAAUCAGAAGUGAAACCGAUUCCACACCGGUAUCACCUACUAUAUAUCCUACACAGAUCAGUAACGGAGAAUUGCCUGACAUUUCUAUAAGCGAAACCAAACUUGCUUCUGCUCCAUCUAUGGGCCUAAAGAACACUCCUCCUCCUGGAAGCUUGAAUGUUUGGGCAACUGCAUUCAAUGUCACGUAUACUCCUCAGAAGAGAGGGAUCUAUAAAAUUCAUAUAUUCUGCGGAAAUAUAAUCCUAAAUGGUGGUACUCCAUUCACAAAGGAAGUAAAACCAGGUGAGGUUAAUAUAUCAGUCUCAGGAGUAGUGAAAUUUUCUCCCAAGGCACCAAAGCUGGUUAGAAAUGAAAUAGUAGUACGGCUUCUGGAUUCAUUUUCCAACCCUGUCAUGUCCGAAAAUUCGAAGCUAAGUCUAGUGCUUACUUCGGUUAACAAGCCAGGUUUCUCAAACUGGAUGUUUGUGGAUAACAGUGAUGGUUCAUACAUAGGUCACUAUCUUGCCAUGGAAGUAGGAACUUAUGAGAUGUGUGUAUUGUUCGAAGGAAAGCAUUUAUCGCCCUGCCCUUUCACUGUCAACGUGUACGGAAGUGAAUAUUUUCCUAAAGCAUAUGAUGAUAAAAUCUCUCUUUGGGAGGAUGAAUCGAUUUCGUUCGAUGUAUUGGAAAAUGACUACUUUGCCGGUUCCAACGCAACUAUUAUCAAGUUCUCGAAACCAAUUCAUGGUUCACUUCUACAAUAUGGAAGGCUCUUCAGAUAUACACCAUAUAAAGACUAUUUUGGGAAUGAUUCUUUCCAAUAUACAAUGUUGGACAUUAAUGGUGACCUUGCUACUGCUACUGUCAAAAUAUCUGUACUCACCAUUCCACCACAGUUUGUUUCUUUUCCAAGUCAAUUGCAGGCAAUUGAAGAUCUAAUAAGUCCGAGAUUCGGUGGUUACAAUGGAUUUGAACUGAAAUAUUCAGAUCCAAUGGAGAAUAUCUCUGUCAUUCUCAGUGCUAAGCAUGGAACAAUAUUUCUAUCACCUAUGUCAAUGCAGUUUUGGCAGCCAAUAUGGAGUGAAUUUUGUGUGACUAAAGGGGACGAGAAAGGUACCAAUUUGAGCAUUGAAGGACGUUUAGAAGUAAUCAAUUUCGCCCUUCAAUCGAUUCAAUAUCUUGGGAAUGGGAACUUUUCUGGAAACGAUACCCUUCGAGUUUCGGCCAGGAAUAGAAAUGGAGUCAAUGACUUGGAUGUACAAGUUGUAGUGGAUCCCAUUAAUGAUCCUCCAUAUGUUAAUGUUCCCGAAUUCAUCGUGUUGAAUAACACUCGGGAUGAAUCUUUGUUGUUCGACAUAGAAACAGAUCAGUUUCAGUUCUCCAUUGGUGAUCCAGAUAUUCUUAACUUCCCUGGGGGUGAGCCCGGCUUUGACUUGGCGCUUUCAAUGGAAGUGAGUGAUGGGUUUUUGCUAGCAACGCUACCAGCUGCCCUUAUCAGUUCAACCGAACUGAAGCUCAAGUACAGUUAUCAAUGGCAACCGCUUCAAACAUAUGUUACCAUAUCAAAACAUUUCAUGGUCAAAGCCAUGGGAAUAAGAUUCCGAGCAUCGCUCAACGAUUGCAAUACUGUCAUGCAACAAUUAUCCUACCAUGGUGGCGAACAUGGCAGUGCGGUUUUAACAAUGAAAUUAAGCGAUUUAGGCCACCAUGGAUGUUAUUCAGAUUGUGUUGAUAGGGUAACAAAGGCUUUGGUCGCUGAGGCUACUGUAAAUCUGAUCAGAAGGAAACCAAUGAGCUCAUUGGCAGUUCAUACUCUUGAAACAGUCAUAGUGAUUGAAUUUCUUUUGCUACUUUCACUUGGAUUCAUGAUUGUGUUCUUCACAUGCAAAUGUGCAAUUCUGCUUGUGAAAGAGAAAAGGCGAGAAAAUCCCUGUAAUUCUGAGCUAUCAAGACAUCAAAAUAUCCAGACAGAACCUUUAAAUGCAAAUUCAACAAAGGAUGAUGGGAUUCAGCUCCGAGGGUGUUGCUCAAGCCCCUUUAAAUGCAUUAAUUAG